Molecule: messenger RNA, 2119 nt
Organism: Sceloporus undulatus (fence lizard)
Lineage: Eukaryota; Metazoa; Chordata; Lepidosauria; Squamata; Phrynosomatidae
Product: cytochrome P450 26A1
Exons: 7
Coding region: 177-1694 (505 amino acids)
Biological process (GO): sterol metabolic process
Molecular function (GO): iron ion binding; monooxygenase activity; oxidoreductase activity, acting on paired donors, with incorporation or reduction of molecular oxygen
Source: RefSeq, a predicted model, not a curated record
GGCGUGGCUUUCUCCCGGCGGCAAUUAAGGCUGAACUUUGGGUGAACUAAUUGAUGCUGGGCGCAAGGUAAAGUGGGCAGCGACCUGGGGUUAUAAAAGGGGGCCCUCGGCGGGGCCCGGCCCUGCUGCUGCUGCUGCUGCCUCUUCCCGACCCCAAGGCAAAGCCCGGCGCCGGCAUGGGCUUCCUGGCCUCCCUGCUGACCAGCGCCCUGGGCACCUUCGUGCUGCUGCCGCUGCUGCUCUUCCUGCUCUCGGUCAAGCUCUGGGGCCUCUACUGCCUCCGCGGGAGAGACCCGGCCUGCCCCCUGCCCCUGCCCCCCGGCAGCAUGGGCCUGCCCUUCUUCGGGGAGACCCUCCAGCUGGUCCUGCAGCGGCGGCGUUUCCUGGAGAUGAAGCGGCGCAAGUACGGCUUGGUCUACAAGACCCACCUCUUCGGGCGCCCGACGGUGCGGGUGAUGGGGCCGGAGAACGUCCGCCACAUCCUCCUCGGGGAGCACCGGCUGGUGGCCGUCCAGUGGCCCGCCUCGGUCCGCACCAUCCUGGGCUCCGGCUGCCUCUCCAACCUCCACGACGCCCAGCACAAGCGCCGCAAGAAGGUGAUCAUGGGGGCCUUCUCCCGGGAGGCGCUGGAGCACUACAUCCCGGCCAUCCAGGGGGAGGUCUCGGCCUGCCUGGGCCGCUGGUUGGGCGCCUCGGAGGAGGAGCUGCUGGUCUACCCGGCCGUCAAGCGCCUCAUGUUCCGCAUCGCCACCCGGAUCCUGCUCGGCCUCCGGCCCAAGGCUCCCCCGGAAAAGCAGGAGGAGCAGCAGGAACAGCGCCUGGUGGAGGCCUUCGAGGAGAUGGUCCGCAACCUCUUCUCCCUCCCCAUCGACGUCCCCUUCUCCGGCCUCUACAAGGGCCUGAGGGCGCGGGGGGUGAUCCACGCCCAGAUCGAGGAGAGCAUCCGGGCCAAGCUGGCCGCCCGAGGGGAGCCCUCUUCCUCCUCCUCCUCCUCUUCCAAGGACGCCCUGCAGCUGCUGAUGGAGCACACCCAGGGCCCCGAGGGAGAGCAGCUCAGCAUGCAGGAGCUGAAAGAAUCUGCAACCGAGCUGCUCUUUGGUGGGCAUGAAACAACCGCCAGUGCUGCUACAUCCUUGAUUAUCUUCCUAGGCCUUCACCACGAAGUGCUACGAAAAGUGAGAAAGGAAUUGCAAGAGAAGGGAUUACUGAGCAAGCAGAGCCAAGAGAAGCAUUUGGGAAUGGAAGUCUUGGAACAACUGAAAUACACUGGCUGUGUCGUCAAAGAGACUUUGCGUCUGAGCCCACCUGUUCCAGGAGGAUUCAGGGUAGCACUCAAGACAUUUGAGCUAAAUGGAUACCAGAUCCCUAAAGGCUGGAAUGUCAUUUACAGUAUCUCUGACACCCACGAAGUUGCUGAGCUGUUCACUAACAAAGAAGAAUUCAAUCCUGAUCGCUUCAUGUCUCCUUUCCCGGAGGAUGUCUCGCGUUUUAGUUUCAUCCCUUUUGGAGGAGGCUUGAGAAGCUGUGUGGGCAAAGAGUUUGCCAAAAUCCUUCUUAAAAUCUUUACUGUUGAAUUGGCCCGGAACUGUGACUGGCAGCUUAUAAACGGACCACCGACAAUGAAGACUGGCCCUACUGUGUAUCCAGAGGACAAUCUACCUACAAAAUUCACAAGUUUUAAUGGUCAGGUCUAAUGAAUUCAGUUAAAAUCAUGCACAAUGGCUUUUUAUAGUGCCCUAAAUCCAAUAUUAUAUAUUUAACUUUAUGAAUAUGUGAUAGAUAUUUAUGUGUUUUUUUCUAAGAAUAUUUUUAAAGGUAUUUCAUGUAUAAACCUUGGUGUGUUUUUUUUUUAAAAGCAAGCACUAUAAUUAUGGGUCCUUGGGAUUCAUAGUUGGAUAAUUUUAUUUCUAUAGAAAUAAAGUGUCCUACUAUUUAAGAAUCAUUUUCAAAGUUUGUUAUUAUUUUGAAAAUAUUUAAUGAUCUGUGUGCUUUACAUGGGUAUUCAGACAUAUGCUGACAAGUAAAAAAACGCCCACAAAAACCUCUAAAAGCUUAAAACAAUAAAUGUACAUGUACAUGGUGAACCAAAAGGUUAUAAUGUGGCAUAUGUAAAAAUAAA